Messenger RNA from Micropterus dolomieu (smallmouth bass), 1616 nucleotides. RefSeq lists its product as uncharacterized. The record is from RefSeq and is a predicted model, not a curated record. The coding region runs from base 366 to 1346 and encodes 326 amino acids. The transcript has a single exon. Lineage: Eukaryota; Metazoa; Chordata; Actinopteri; Centrarchiformes; Centrarchidae.
CACUUUACGACAGUUGUGACAAACCAGAAGUGUGAAGUCAACAGCAGCUGCGGAGUUCUUAGAGAAGAAGACUGGUGGUGUUUUAACCUGGAGACAAACAGAACCCCGACAUGCCCUGAGACAGGAGAGCUCACCUGAGGAACCGGACCGGAACCACGAUGAUAGAAACUAACGUUAGUGCAGGUUCCGACAGCUUCCGUCCGCAGCGCUAGCUCCGGAGCUAAGCUAAGUUAGCCAGAAGCUAGCGGGGCCAGUUUGUCAGCUUGGGUCCCGGGACCAUGUUCAGAGUGUGACAGCCUGAAAAGUUCACCCUGACCCCCCGGGGGCAGACUCUGGACGCGGACUCUAGGCGGGCUCUGAACAGGAUGUGGCUCCAGCAGCGGCUGAAGGGGCUCCCGGGCUUGUUGUCCAGCAGCUGGGCCAGGCGGAUCCUGAUCGGGCUCCUGGUCUUCCUCAUCUUCUACUGGUACUUGGGAGCGGAGCGCAGGUGGAGGCUGUUCGGCGGCUCGGCCAUGCCCGGCGGGGCGGCCGGACAGUGCCUGCUGGCUGAGAUCCACAGGUGGAGGUCGCUGGUGGACCGAGGAGAGGGGAUCUACAGCACGCCCCAGGAGCAGGUGGACUCCCCGUUCGUCUCGGGGAACGGACACAUUCUAAUCGACAUUGACGCGAACAAACUGUGGGUGGCGUCCUCCUCGCAGCCCGGGUCGGCUCCGGUCCACCAGACUGAAUACUCUCCGAGGGUCGGAGUCCACCUGGAGGGGAAGCGAGUCGAGGCUCAGGCUGCCAUGUUGUGGUUCAGGAAGGGGGCCGUGCUGUCGGUUCGCUGCGCCUCCCCUACAGGUCUGCAGUCCACCCGGGACUGUGUCACCAUCAGAGAGGAGUUCAUCGCUCACAGGAGCAGACCCAACGUGUACCUGCAGCGGGUCCACAUCAACAACCCGUCCGACAGGCCCGCCUCCCUGGACAUCUCCUCUGACAACCCGUCCUUCGGCAGCAAGUUCUCCACCAGCGUGGAGAAGCUGGAGGACCGGGACGUGGUUCUGUCCUCCGGCAGGGUCCCUGUGGAGAAUAACCGCAUGGUGCUGGUGGUGGUGGUCACCAAGAAGCUGGGCAGCAGGAUCCAGGUCCCUGCUAAGUCAGAGCACACAGACCACAUCCUGUCCGUGGUGUGGACCUCGGAGCCCAUCGAGUCCUCCAAGCUGGAGGAGACUUUCAGCAGCCUCAGAGACGGAGCCAAGAAGGAGCUGGGGGAGCUGCUGAGGGCCAGCGUGGACGAGCUGGUGGCGGAUCACCAGAAGGCCUGGAUGGACCUCUUCAUUUCAGGUGAGCCAGAAACUGGGUUUUAGGAGAUCAGAGUCCUGUACAUGCGACACACACAGGGAAGACCAUGCAGAAAUCUAUAAGAGGGAACACACCUGUACCUACUGAAGGUGACUCUCUCACACCGGCCUAACGCAGCCUCUGAUCCAGACUCAUUUGUUGUUUUGGAGGCCGUGACCACUGAUAUGAUCUUUAUGGUGGAUCACGCUGUGCAGCCUGUGGAGACGCUGGUGUUGCACAAGUGUGCAUAUCUUCUGCUAAAUAGUGCACAAACAGACAAAUGUGAACCGAGUGAC